AUGUCGACGUGGGGAGAGCAUUUCCGCGUCACUACCUAUGGUGAAUCGCACUGCCGCUCCGUCGGCUGCAUUGUCGACGGAUGCCCGCCCGGCAUGGAACUCACAGAGGAGGAUAUCCAGCCGCAGAUGACUCGCAGACGGCCAGGGCAGAGCGCGCUGACCACGCCGCGGAAUGAGAAGGAUCGUGUGGAAAUCCAGUCCGGAACCGAGUUCGGCGUUACCCUGGGGACCCCGAUCGGGAUGAUGGUUCGCAACGAGGAUCAAAGACCCAAGGACUACGGAAAUAGCACAAUGGACCUUUACCCCCGGCCAAGCCAUGCGGAUUUCACGUACCUGGAGAAAUACGGUGUCAAGGCUAGCAGUGGUGGUGGUCGGAGUAGUGCUCGCGAGACCAUUGGUCGUGUCGCUGCGGGCGCCAUCGCUGAAAAGUACCUGCGUCUCUCUCACGGAGUGGAAAUUGUUGCCUUUGUCUCCUCUGUCGGCAAUGAGUACCAGUUCCCUCCCACCGCUGAGCACCCGACUCCCGCCACCAACCCGGAAUUUCUGAGCCUCAUCGAGAAGAUCGACCGGACUACCGUCGACGCCUUCGCGCCGAUUCGCUGCCCGAACGAGGAGGCCGCCGCCCGCAUGACCAAGGUGAUCGAGACUUUCCGUGACAAGCAGGACAGCAUCGGAGGUACCGUCACCUGCGUCAUCCGCAAUGUGCCCGUCGGGCUGGGAGAGCCGUGUUUCGACAAGCUGGAGGCCAAGUUGGCCCAUGCCAUGCUCAGUAUCCCUGCUACCAAGGGCUUCGAGAUUGGGUCCGGUUUCGGAGGCUGCGAGAUCCCUGGAUCUACCCACAACGACCCCUUUGUCGUGUCCGAGGUCGAGACCAAGACGGCUGCGGGAACCACCACGACGCAGCGGCUCACCACCAAGACCAACAACUCCGGCGGUAUCCAGGGCGGCAUUUCCAACGGUGCCUCGAUCUACUUCCGCGUCGCUUUCAAGCCCCCUGCCACCAUCGGCCAGGCCCAGACGACUGCCACCUACGACUUCAACGAGGGCGUCCUGUCUGCCAAGGGCCGCCACGACCCGUGUGUCGUCCCUCGCGCCGUGCCUAUCGUCGAGGCCAUGGCUGCCCUGGUCGUCAUGGACUCUCUGAUGGCCCAGUAUGCCCGCGAGAGCGCAAAGAGCAUGCUGCCCCCUCUCCCCAAGACCAUCCCCACCCGUCCUACCAUGGCCCCCAAGGAAACUCCCUCUGCGUAAGUAGUUUUUUCUAGGUGGAGUGAUGUACUUGCUUCUUUUUUUUUCGUCUUUUUGUUUUUCGGCAUAGAUAUCAUACGACUCAGGCCGUGGCUGUUGCAAAAGCGAUGAAUAAGGGGUAAACAAAAAGGAAGAAAAAGUCCACAUAUCUUGAAUACUUUUGGCGCAAUUAGAUACCUGGACCGA
Messenger RNA from Penicilliopsis zonata CBS 506.65, 1431 nucleotides. RefSeq lists its product as hypothetical. Gene Ontology annotation, cellular component: cytosol. The transcript has 3 exons. Gene Ontology annotation, molecular function: FMN binding; chorismate synthase activity. NCBI's taxonomy places the organism in Eukaryota, Fungi, Ascomycota, Eurotiomycetes, Eurotiales, Aspergillaceae. Gene Ontology annotation, biological process: chorismate biosynthetic process; aromatic amino acid biosynthetic process. The coding region runs from base 1 to 1248 and encodes 415 amino acids. The record is from RefSeq and is a predicted model, not a curated record.